This is a messenger RNA of Thermothielavioides terrestris NRRL 8126, 396 nucleotides long. RefSeq lists its product as uncharacterized. Gene Ontology annotation, biological process: protein import into mitochondrial intermembrane space. The coding region runs from base 1 to 396 and encodes 131 amino acids. Gene Ontology annotation, cellular component: mitochondrial intermembrane space. The transcript is spliced from 3 exons. The record is from RefSeq and is a predicted model, not a curated record. Gene Ontology annotation, molecular function: zinc ion binding. NCBI's taxonomy places the organism in Eukaryota, Fungi, Ascomycota, Sordariomycetes, Sordariales, Chaetomiaceae.
AUGUGUAAACACAUCCUCAACGCCCAAGUGUCGAUCCGCUCACCAUGCUGCCGUAAAUGGUUCGACUGCCCGGAGUGCCACGCGGAGCAGGAGUCGCACCCGCUGCUGCAGCGGUUCGAGAUGACGUUCGCGUGCAAGAAGUGCCGCAAGUGCUUCCGCAAGGACGCGUCCGAGUUCGAGGAGGCCGACGAGUACUGCCCGCACUGCGACAACCACUUCGUGAUCGAGGCCGUGACCCCCAAGGCGGCCAUCGGCGUCGAGGGCGACGACGUGCGCGUCGACAACCGCAUGCUCAAGGACGACCGCGUCGCGGGCAAGGGCGGGCCCGGCGGCGGCCGGGCCCAGGGCAAGCUGACUGUGUUUGACCCCGAUCCGGAGGCGGACAAGCUGGGUUGA